AAAAUAGCCGAUGCCUCUACCGUACCAGAGGGUGGCGCUGUGUUCCCUGUUUAGUGUAUUAGUCGGCGUAGUGCUGCUUCAUGGCGGUCCGGCUUGGUUCGCCUCGGCAGCACACGGACUGACCCACCGUCACGUAUGUAAGCAGGAGCUCGAGAGGCAGUAUUCGCCCAGCUGCUGGUCACACAGGAUGGCGGCGGACGACGUGAUCAAGGCCCACGUCAAGGCUUUAAAGGAAGGUACAGACCGCGCUCGCCUUCUGGCUCAACCUCUGCUCAAUGUGCCCUACGGAGAUGGGGAAGGCGAAAGACUGGAUGCCUACAUCCCCUCUACCAAUUCUCUCGACGUACCUCUUGUCAUUUACCUCCACGGAGGAUACUGGCAGUUUCUCAGUAAAGAGGAGUCAGGAUUCAUGGCAGUCCCCCUCGUGGAUAAAGGUGUGGUCGUGGUGGCAGUUGGCUACGACAUCGCCCCCAGAGGUAAUAUGGACCUGAUGGUCUCUCAAGUGCGCAGGAGCAUCGUGUCUGUCGUCCAGCAGUAUUCUCACAUCAGUGGACUGUACCUGUGCGGCCACUCUGCCGGCGCUCACCUUGCUGCAAUGAUCCUGUCCACUGACUGGUCGCAGUAUAGCAUCGUGCCUCAAAUCAAAGGCGCUCUUCUCCUCAGUGGUAUCUAUGACCUCUUACCCAUCCUGUCUACCUAUGUCAACGAGCCUUUGAAGAUGACAGAGGAAGUGGCCAUAAGAAACAGCCCCAGCAAACUGAUCCCUCAGCUCAAGCGCUCCUCCACCGGCUGCCAAAUUGUUGUGGCUGUCGCUGAGAACGACUCGCCGGAGUUUCGCAAACAGUCAGAGGAUUACUACAAUACUCUGAAGGCAACUGGGCUCAAUGUGACCUUGGAGGAUGUGGCGAACACAGACCACUUCAGUAUUGUAGAGCAGCUGAUUGAUGGGGAUUAUCACCUUACAAAGCUCCUGUUGAAGGUGAUGGGGAAGAGCUGAGGUGGAAGCGUCAUCAACAUCUCAUCUCUGAGGAGACCUGUCAUGCACCCAUCCUCUGUGAUGAAGACGAUAAUUUAGUCCCAGCAUCAAGUUCAUCAUCACUGUAGUUACUGCUUUUUGUGGGUUGAAGUUGCAUUACAAUAUUGUUUACCGUGGGAGAACCUGGGAAAAUACAAUUGGUUCAUCGUUAUUUGUAAGCUGAGACUUUUUUUUUUUUUAAUUGUGCUCAGAACACAGUUCAUAGUUUUGGUUGACAUUCAAAUUUUGUGUUUGCGACACCACUUGAGAGUUUUAACACGGGCCCUAAAAUGCCUGUAGUUUUGACGUUAUUUGUCUACAUUACCGUCCUUUGUUACUUAUCACUAAUAUACGUUGAGUCACAAUAUGUUGGCAAUAUACAGGUACUUCUCAAUAAAUUUGUAGUGACAAAAGCUUUAGUUGUUGGUUCAAAUCAAAAUGAGAAAUUCAAAUUACAGCUGCACACACUGAAGUAUUUCUUUUUUUUUUUGUGUGCGUGUAUAGUUUUGAAAAUUCAAAAGUAACCAUCUCUAGAAACUAAAAUAUUACGUCACCAACACAAAAUAAUGCAAAGGAUUUUUAAUGGAGAAUUAGGAAUGCAUUUGCCGUCUGAAAAUGAUCUCGAGUAUUUAAUGAAUCUAUUUCAAAUGUUUUAAGGUGCACCUGUACGCAGUCAUAGUUGGUUUGAGGCAAAAAAACAAACACACUGAAUGUAGCAUUCAGGUUUCACCUCUGCAGAGCUGAGUCAGGGAUUGUUAACUUUUAAAUGUUGAUAUCUUCAUAAUUAGUUGAUUACGGGUUGAUGUAUAAAAUGUUUGUUUUUAAGUGCAAGUCUAAGAAUAGUCGCACCUUUUAGUAUUUA
Molecule: messenger RNA, 1877 nt
Organism: Syngnathoides biaculeatus (alligator pipefish)
Lineage: Eukaryota; Metazoa; Chordata; Actinopteri; Syngnathiformes; Syngnathidae
Gene: afmid
Product: arylformamidase
Exons: 10
Coding region: 11-997 (328 amino acids)
Molecular function (GO): hydrolase activity
Source: RefSeq, a predicted model, not a curated record